CAGAGAAUAAAAAAUGAUAAUAUAAUUUUUAGAGUUUUUUUUCUUCAUUUUUAAUCCAUUAGAGGGAUGAUAAUGAAAAAUUUUAAUUCUGGAUAUAAACCAGUACCUUUAACAAGGAAAUUAAGGGUUUCAAAAAGAAUUUGAACAUAAAUAAAAAAUUAAGUAAAGGCUUGGAACUGUCCGGAGACUAGAUUUUCGCUUUUUUUGUGCAAAAAUGCAAAACUCAAUUUAUUUUCUUUGGUUAUUGGAAGUUCAUUAUACAUAUUUUCUUUGGAACAAACACCAUUUGAUUACAAAAUCGCACAAGAUCAACUAUUCCCAGCAUUUUUGUCAAAGGUCUGCCACUAUUUUUUUGCUAAGAAAACAGCAGAACAGCAGCGGCUGCUGCUUCAAUCACCCAUAGCUUUUCCCUUACACAUUCGAUCGGUUUGAAACUUCGUAUGUAUAUGUGGAAAAUGUUAUUGAUUCUGUAUUUUGUUGUUUUUUUUGCAAAUUCUGUGCUUAGUUUUUCUUUUAUUUCACAUAAAGGCAAAAUCGUCCGGACACUGGGGCCUGUUCGGAGACUGGUGCAGUUACCCUGCAACUUUACUAAAUUUGUUUGCGUUUGAAACAAUUUCACAGAGUCAGUUAAAAAAAUAAAGUUUCUUAAAUUCGUUGAAGUCAUUAUUCAUUUAAGAGAAAGUUGAAAACAAAUUGAAUAUUCUAAAAGUACACCGUUAUCAUUCUUAUACUUGUUAUACACUUAUAAGUUUAAAAUUUUUAAGAUAAUUGCGCACUUCAAAAUGCUGUUAAUGGCAACUCUCGGCAUGAACUAUAUGAUGAAAAUAACUACAAACUAAACGUCGAAGUUUUUUACUAGGUCUUUCCUUCACAAUACUUUUGGAUUCACGUUAAAUAAAGUUAUUUUAUUGAUUUCAACGUUAUAUUGUCUAAAAUUCAAUAUUCUCAUUACUGACACAAAUUUCAAUCUCAUCUUAGAAAACAAUAUUUCGUUAAUGACAUUGGCUCUUCUUGGACCGGAAGAUAUAAGAGAUAUAAUUUCUAGCAUUGGACACCGAGUUUUAUUCUCUAAAAACUUGUCGGAGUAUAAAAAGUUAAUGUACCCAAGCACUGAAAACGAUUUGGUUAGUUUUGUUACAUUUAUUUUACAGUAGAAUUAAUCAUUCGUCAUUGAAAGGUUUAAAUAAUGUGUUACAGGUUUUUGAAACACAGUUAUCUGAUAUAACUGUAGAAUCAGCAUCUGCUAACAUACAAGAAUUUCCAUUUAAUGAGCUGAUUUCCUUUACUCAAGGAAGCGGAAGUAUGAUUGAAAAGCAAAGCAAAGAAAAAACAAAUAACAAUUCAACCGAGGAACUCGUACGUUUGUAUAUUUUUCACUUUUACUUUUUCCCAAUCCAAUCCUACAUUGUACUUAAAUCAAUACGGCCUCUAGAAAUAAAACAUUUCAUAAUACAUACAGUAGAAUUUCGCUAACUUGAACACAUACAAAGUGAGGCCUGUUUAAGUCAUUGAAUUGUUACUGGACAAAUAUAAAGAGUUCUGGGUUUAUAUAUGUUUUCAUUAUUAUUAAGGGCUUUUGUUUGAAUGUCAACAUUCUAACUUUAUUGUCCAAAUUUCCAAACACUUACUUCCCGCACUUCAAACUCUUGCAGAUAAUUACUUGAGGAUAAAUAACGCCUCAGGAACAUACACAUUCCGGAAAAAAAUAAAAAACGUUGAAGUUAAAGAGUUUCAAAAAAGUAUCUUUAUUUUAACUUGAAGGGACAGAAAUGAAAUUGUUCAAGUCAUUUAAGAUGCCUGAUUCAAGUUAGCGAGUAUAUAUUACUUUGAUAAUUUAAGAGUUUGAAACUUGACUUUAUUUUAAGAUAACCAAAUAGUUAACUUUUAUUAGGGGUUAAUAAUUUAUUCCGUUUCAGAGCUUGACAGAACUGCUUGAAAGAACCUUAGAAGGAAAAGGUUUGCUCUCAGUUCCUAAAUCUACUCCUCUAGACAAUAAGUCUCGAUUAAUUCUUGUCCGCUUAAUCGGAACCCAUAUUUUACAACAUCAUCCGGAAAGAAAUAUCACAAACAAAAUUUAUUCAUAUUGGACAAAUGAAAUUGCCAACCUAUUUACUGCGGAAAAAAAGACAGUUUAUUUGAUCAACAACAUAACUGAAACUAGCCGUGGAAUUAUAAGCCGCUGGGGAGGAAAGCUCCCAGAUCAAAUUCAUAAUUUGAAAAGGAAAUAUAGGGCAUCUGGCCUUAUCCCAAAGCGAUCAAGAAUAUAUUCUUCUUCUCCAUCUCCUUCAACUUCAAGUUCAUCGCAAUUGGAAAUUUUCCAGGAAACAAACAAUUUGCUAAAUGAUGUAGAUUGCGAGGAUGCCCUUCAGUGGCUGAGAAAUUCGAGUCAUCCCUGGACUACGGUAGAGGAGAAGUGGGUGGCCACCACACCGGCACGUCUGCAUAUACUUAAGCAAAUGACCAUUGACAAUUACCUUAAGGAGUUCCCUGCUUUGAAAAAGCCAACCGGAUAUCUUUUACUGUUAAAGGACUUCGAAUUUCUGUAUCCCGAAAACUACAACGGGUUCAUCGAGUCCUUCGCAACAUAUAAAACACAAAUAUUCCAAUUAGCUGCAAAAAGGACAGGAAGGGAUAAAUGCGUCCAGAACUUGCUGUCCCUUGAGAAAACUUCCGAGGAUUCAAGCAACCUUGGAGCCUUACUCAGUAUUCCUUCAUUACUAUCCGUAAACACUUUUAAGCUCAAAGGAGCUACUAAAAAAGUUUGGAGACCAUCGAAAGCCGAAGUGCGGGAGGCAUUCAUCACUCACGUUAAAACCGAUGCAGAGAUCUGUGAAGCUGUUUCUGCGCGGAAACACAGGCUUGAAGAAUACAAUCUAACAUUACAACCUUUCAUCAUUGCGGUUGGUGAGUCACUGAAUAGUGUCAAAUCGUAUUUUGUAAUUGUUAAUGAUCAUAGAUAUUUCAUUCCAACAAUUGUUGAAGCAGUUGAUGCGUGUAUAAAAAUAAUUUUUACCCUUAACGCUAAAUAUCCUGAGGAGUGUUCCUGUACGUGGAUGUUUAUUCAGAACGGUUUCUAUAAAAUAAAAACCCGUUAUGAUAAAACAUCCACUGCCACCAAUACUCUCCUCUCUGAGCUAGGGAUGACGGAGUGAAUACCAGUUUCAGUUUCAUUUUUCAUUUUAUCCUCUUAUCGAAGUUCGAUAGUCUAAGCACACUUAUCUUAGUUUUGAGAGACACUACUGUUUUUUUUUUUGUGGUCUGAAACAACAGUCGUUUGUCUUCACAAAGCUAAUAAUAGUUUUGAUUUCAUUUCAUUUUUCAUUUUAAGAAGAAGAAGUCGUAAUGUUUUUCGACUCAUUUCCAAGUCCCAUUCCUAAUACCAAAACCA
Messenger RNA from Eupeodes corollae, 3388 nucleotides. RefSeq lists its product as uncharacterized. Bases 2457 to 3152 code for a protein of 231 amino acids. The transcript has 3 exons. The record is from RefSeq and is a predicted model, not a curated record. NCBI's taxonomy places the organism in Eukaryota, Metazoa, Arthropoda, Insecta, Diptera, Syrphidae.